AGCAAGGCUGCCGACGGAUCCUCUCACAAGUGUCGAUCUGAAGGACAAGUUGAGACAGAAGUGAAGGUGUGGCAGCCGUCUUGAGGAGGAGGGCUAUCUGUACUAUUCAAGUGUCCCGGAGGAGGGACGUCUGAGGAGGUGCGGCUGAUCGAGCUAUGAACAAAUCUGGAGACAGCAGCAGCAGGAGCGUCGCAGGUUGGAUUUCGCUUUCUUUUGGACCUGAAAUCGGCACUGUUGGAUUCCAAACCUUCAGUUAAUGCACGUUACUCAAGAGAUCUGGAGAAACCUAACGAUCUGCCAUGGAGAGAGCUUAACUGCCGGGCGAGGAGCAGCCUGCGCUUCACUAAAUCUCUGAUCUAUUCUUAACCUUCAUUUCUGGCCUUUGCUUUUUCACUUUUUUGUUGCACUUCCUUUUCCUAGUCUUCUUCAUCACUUCUCAUACAGCUACCAUGCGUAGAUUCAGCUCAGAGGGAUCCCUCCUGGAUCUUGACUUCCUCCCGUGGAAGAGGGUGGCACUGAAGAAACCAGAUUAUGAGGACAACCCGGAGUGUGGCACCUACUCACCUCAGAUGGAGGAAGAUGAGGUGCAUAGAAGGUCAGUGGACCUGAUUCCCACCACCCAGGAGCCCGGGGCGAGUGCUGGCGAGGGGGCCAAGAAGGCGCAAACCAAGGAGCACAGCGUCAGCGUAGAGAACCUGAGCAAGCUGGGGAAACUGGACAAGAGCCACCUAGGAGUGUGUGUCAUCAGUGAAGGCUGCAGGGCCUACAGUGACAGCCAGCUGGUCCCGGCCACCCAGGGCAGUGCUGAGAGUAUGGAGAGAGAUAACAUGUCUCCCCCAUCUCUUUCUUCCUCCUCAAACCCCUUCUCCUUCAAAUUCCAGCACAGUCAACACCAUAAACCCAAACUGUCAACUGCUAAACUGCACCUCAAGAGUCUGUUUGGGCAGAGUCCUCAUUCCUCGAACCCCAACCUGUUCAAUGCAGAACAGAAAGAUAGUGCUACAGAGAUGAGGUCUCGCCUGCUCUUCAUGCGUCAGUGGAGUCAGGUGGGCCCAAGUAAGAAGAGGAAGAUCAGUCAAGAAGAGCUGGAAAAAUGGGGCGAGUCCCUGACUGCCCUGCUGGCCAGCCAAACUGGUGUUUCAGUGUUUGGAGCAUUCCUGCGCUCUGAGUUCAGUGAGGAGAAUCUGCAGUUCUAUCUGGCCUGUGAGCAGUACAGACACUCAUCCAACAACUUCAGACUGCAGAGGAGGGCCAAGGACAUCUACGCCACCUACAUCCAACCAGGUGCCCCCCGAGAGGUGAACCUGGAUAGUAAGACCAGAGAUCUCACCAUCCAGCUGCUGCAGGCGCCGUCUCACACCUCUCUGUCCCACGCACAGAAAUGCAUCUACUCGCUCCUGGACACAGACUGUUAUCCCCGCUUCCUCCAGUCCAACAUCUACCUCUCCUUGGUCCGAGAGGCUGACUAGAAACCACAUUGAUGACACAACGGGAGUCAGGAGGAGGAACAGUGGCUCGGUUGUUUCCUGUUACGGAUUUCCUUAACACUGUAAAUUAUAAAACUAAACAAGUCUUCAAAAGACAGAGCUUCUGUGUAGGAUGUUUGUGUAACAAAAUAUAUCUGGAGCAAAUGUUGAUGCCCUUCGGACACUGUGUAGAAAAGUAUAUCAGUUAAAUUAGUUGAUCAACAUUUCGGGAAAUAAAUUCAGUGAUAUGUUCAAAUUAAUGCCAAAAUCUCACGUCUGUGUUCAGUACCCUACUGACCUGGAGUCAGGAUACGGUUAGCCUAGCUUAGCUUAAAGACUGGAAGUAGAGGGAAACAGUUAGAUCUGCCAAAAGUUCAAAAAUACACCUACCAAUACCUCUAAACAUGUAUAAUUUAUGUAUUAAAUAUUCUCUUUUUUUAUCUGAGUCUUGUCAUCACAGUGAGGUUGUCAGGGUUGGUACCAUUGGGUCUGUGCAGAGACCAAAAUCUGUGCUAACUGACCAUAUUUGCGAAUCCACACUUUUUAUUAAUAGGAGCUGUAGUUGGAAGUAAACAAGCCACCAUUACUGCAGUGGCAUCUCAUGUAAAUCAGCAUAGUAACACAAAAAUAUGUAGGGGGGGCAGUAAUGUUAGUGUUUGUUGAUGAGCAAGAAGACAAACAGGAUAACAUAAGUGUUUUGAGAGUUUUAAAGAAAAAGAAAUAAAGUCCUGUUUUUGUA
Xiphias gladius (swordfish) is the source of this 2205-nucleotide messenger RNA. Its product is annotated as regulator of G-protein signaling 1. The transcript is spliced from 7 exons. The record is from RefSeq and is a predicted model, not a curated record. Lineage: Eukaryota; Metazoa; Chordata; Actinopteri; Istiophoriformes; Xiphiidae. The coding region runs from base 450 to 1469 and encodes 339 amino acids.